Paramecium octaurelia is the source of this 2638-nucleotide messenger RNA. NCBI's taxonomy places the organism in Eukaryota, Ciliophora, Oligohymenophorea, Peniculida, Parameciidae. The record is from the annotation of a GenBank genome assembly.
AAAUUUGAAUGGAAAAUAAUGAAUAAGAGGAAUAUAUUUAGUUAAAGAAAAACGUAUUAGAAUUGUACCUAUGUCUUAGUAUGCUUUGAGAGAGAAUGAAUGGAAGAAGGACAAGGCUUUGUAUGAAUAAAAAAUACAAUUGUUGGAAAUGCAAUUGGAGGAUUAUAAAACAAGAGAAAUGAAUUAAAAGAAACUGAAUGAUACCAUAACUUAGGCAAUAGAUAUUUCAGGAAAAUCAUAAGUAUCAUUCAAAAUCUAUUUUAUAAAGCAAAAAAGUUAUACAGAAUUUCAAAAAUCUAUUGAAGUCUAGAUGGCCAAUAACAAAAAGCAUUAAGAAAGCAUAACGAAACUGGAAGAAAAAGUAUGAUAAAAUCAUAAGUUUUAGCUUAGAUGUCUGAAUGAGUAAUUGAACGAAAAAGAAAUUUAAAUUAAGGAUCUUGAACUUUAGUAGCAGAAAUAAUAAAUUACAUAUGAUCACAAGAUUUAGAGUUUGGAAUCAGAGAAAUAGUAUUUAAACUAAGAAAUUACGAAAUUCAAGGAUUAGAUGUAAAAAAUAGAGGAAAAUUUUAAAUCAAAAGAGCAAGUAUUCAAAUUAUAAUGCGAAUAAGAAAUUCAAAAAAUCAAGGAUAAUUUUUUUAAGGAUAUGCAAGAAAAACAAUCAGAUUAUGAUUAACGAUAUCAAUAAUUAGCACAAUUAUACGAAAAAGAAAAAGACUAAUUACAAUAAAGAUUGAUAAGAAGUCAAAACACAAUUAAAAAAUAUUAAACUCAUAUUGAAUCUAAUCAAGAAGUUCAACAAUUACAAUAGAAGUACGAUGAACAAAUCGCAGCUUUAAAAUAAGAGAUGCAUGAACAAUAAGUUCAAUUUCAAUAUGAAAAAAAAAUGCUCAAUAAAUAAAUUGAUGAUCAGAGAAUGUAAUUUUGUAUUUAAUAUAUAUUCUAGAAACACUAACAAUUACGAUAGCACUUCCAAGAAAAAGAGUGUAGAUAUGAUGAAAAUUAGGAAUUCUGUAGUUUCUCAAGACAGUCCAGUUUAGUGUAAAAGUUUCCAUAUCUCAUAACCUGAUUUUAAGUAGGUGUUCUAACAACCAAAGAAUUCAAUAACAUCCAUUUAAAAAUAAUCACUUCAGCCUCAAAAAAACAAUCAAUCAUUUGAAAAGGUUAAGGCUAAUAAUCAUGACACUCUUCCUAUGCCCAUUGAAGAUUUUAACCUAAUGAUGAGCAAAAAAGCAAAAUCAUAAUCAACCAACUCUCUCCCUUUGAAUAAUUUAAAUCUUAACUCAUAUCUUUAAGAUGCAAGCAUUAUGAAGGAAGAAGCAGAAGCUGGAGAUGAAUACAUUAGAUUUAAGUUAUCUAAUCAACAGACUACAAGAUUUAAUAAUGACGUUGAUCAACGAAGAUCAUAUUCACAAUAAGGGACUAAAGCUCAUAGUAUUAGUUCGACUACAAACUUAAGUAAAAUGUUAGGAUAGACAGAUUAAAGUUAUUAAAAUUAAAAUACUUCGAUAUCUACUUAGUAAAAAACUCAUAACACUUCAUUUUCGCAUUUUAAGGUUCCGUCUUUUACUUAAGGUCAAUUAAACAAUCUUAAAUAUAGUUUAUAUUAGCAACAACCUUAAACUACUUUGAGAAUGAAUGAUAAUCAUAUUAAUCACAUCUAAUAAAUUAAGGCGAGAUACAUAAAUUAGGAUGAAUCUACUUAGAAUGACUCUAAUUCUUUCAAAUAUGUAAAUAUAAUUGGUAUUAAGAGAAUAAAGAGAAUCAGUAGCCAUCGAAAAGUGUACAUAUAAAUAACGAAAUCAAGUUUUUGAUUGGCAAACUGCUUCAAGCAAAAGGGAAAUUGACGACGGAGUUGGAAAACACAUAGAAAUCUUGUAGAUAUAAGACUUGAAUGUUAUUAAUUAUAUUGUUUUAGAGCAUCUAUUCAUCUAAUCUCAAAAUUACAUAUAAUUUUAAUAAUUAACAUAACUAUAAUAUUAAUGCCGGAAGGAAUUUACGUUUCUAUUAUGUUACCAGCCUUUUAGGUUAGACAUGAAAAUCAGAUUGUAUGAUAUUUAAUAAAGCAUUAAGGAUAAACUCUUAAAAUAAACUUUGUGCAUAUCAUCUCAUACUUAUGAAUUAUUUGAAAUUCCAUCAAAAAUAGGCAAGGAGUUUUGUGUUAGAUUAAUCUAAAAUUGUAAGAUUAAUUGGAUCAUCUUAAGCUUUUAAUUUGCAAGACUUAGAAAAGUUAAUGGAAGAUAAUCGUUCACUUUAAGCAUCAUAUUAAAAAUGUAAAGAAUCUUUAUAGGCACUUAAUUGUGAACUGGAGAAAAUCAUGAAUGACCCUCAAGCGUUAUCAGAGACUGACAAACUUAAACACCAAAAGCUAACCACAAAAUACAAAUAAGUCAAUGAUGAAAACAAAAGACUCAGAUAACAUUUAAAGUACGCUUCUAUGUGAAUUAGAUAACUGAAUGAAGACUUUUGCAAGCAAAGAGUUGAAACUUAAACCACAUUUGAUUAGCUUCGAGAAGAAAUAGAUCUAUUAGUAAAGGUAUGAAACUUUUCUUAAUUAAAAGGAACUGGCUCCAUUUUAAUAACAGAAGAAGCAAAAUGAUAUUUUAAUAUCUAAUUGAUUCAUAUAAAAAAUAUUCUUUAG